Molecule: messenger RNA, 2007 nt
Organism: Penicillium verhagenii
Lineage: Eukaryota; Fungi; Ascomycota; Eurotiomycetes; Eurotiales; Aspergillaceae
Exons: 3
Coding region: 1-2007 (668 amino acids)
Biological process (GO): regulation of DNA-templated transcription; DNA-templated transcription
Cellular component (GO): nucleus
Molecular function (GO): zinc ion binding; DNA-binding transcription factor activity, RNA polymerase II-specific; transcription cis-regulatory region binding
Source: RefSeq, a predicted model, not a curated record
AUGACAAAGCGAAAGCGGGUUUGGGCCGAUGAAGCGCCGGACGCCAUGCCGGAUGCGAAUUCUUCCUCUGUCGAACUCCCUGAUGCCAAAGACCCGGGGGUAUUAGAUGUUUUACCGGGGAUUACCCGCAAGAUUACAGCAUGUGGAGCUUGUAGGAAGCAGAAGAUCAAAUGUGACAUGACCAAUGGGCCACCCUGUACUCGAUGUCGUCGACGAGAUUUGUCAUGUGUUUUGAACAAGAGCCUACAAUCAUUGGUAGAAGAGGUGAAAAACACAGAGCACCUCCAGACUGAUAUCUGCGGUAUUCACGAAGUUCUGGGUAGCAUCUGUCAACAACUAAACUUACCCCUGCCGAAACCGCUUAUCUCAACUGGUGAUGCACUGCAGAAUGAAAGCAAAAUUGACCUGAAUGAUGAACUGGAGGGUGAUGGGGAAGAUCUUGACGGCUGCGAAAUAUCUCCCCCUGAUACGCCCUCUGGUGUUCAAGCACCCAUCGACACAUACUUGGACAUAGCCAAACUUGGAAGUCCUGGGUCAUCUACCAACACUCCACCAAGUGUGACACGCCAGAGGCAGCAUAUCCCGCAAGACCUUGUCACCAAAGGUAUCAUAAGUUUGAGCGUAGCGGAGACGCUCGUCGAGCGAUACUACACUCGAUUGGACCCCUAUCUGUAUGGAAUAUGCAGUGGAUACCACAAUCUUCAACAGAUGAGAACCACCUCGCCGUUAUUAUUUGCAGCAGUCUGUACAGUGUCAGCAUUGCAAGAUUCACAAGCCCAAUCGCUGUAUGAAACAUGUAAUCGCGAGUUCCGACGCCUUAUGUCGCGGUCGCUUUUUGAGAAACACGACCUUGAACAUGUUCGGGCAUUAUGCAUCAGCUCGUUUUGGCUCUCGGAUGCCUCGAGAAUUUUUUCUAGUGAUGCUAUUCGCCGCGCGGCGGAUAUGCGACUACAUCGUAGUUUCAACCAUCUCGAAAAUCCAGCAGCCUUCCGACCAACGCCUAGCCAUAAACCCAAUUCACCGAUACCCAUUCAUAACGAUACCAACGCAGUCAAAGAUCGUGUCAGACUGUGGUACUUGAUUUUCAUAUCCGACCAACACCUUUCGAUCCUCCACAAUCGGGACCCUCUUCUACGCAGCGAUAAGGAGAUUGCAUUGAGCUGGGAAACCUUUUUGGCUCGCGAAGAUACCACCGACUCCGAUAUACGACUCAUCUCACAGGUCGCUCUUCUCGUUAUCAUGAGCCAAGUCCGGGACUUACUAGGCUCAGACCAUGAGUCACGCGUACCACAAUCUUUGUCUAAUCAGAUCAUCCAUUACUCACGCCAACUGGAUCGCUGGUUCAACAAAUUUGUUGCCAUUUUCAAGCCCGAUCCCUAUAUCGGGGAUUUCCCCAAAAGAGGUCUACAGCUACAUUAUCAUUUUGGAAAGCUCUAUCUCGGGCAUCAGGUCUUCAAGGGUCUCAACGGGGAGGUGAUUCCUCCACAUUUUUUGACUGCGGCCAGCAUGGCCCACGAAGCAGCCGUUGCAAUCUUCGAAAUGAUUCUUCAUGAAGAAAACAUUCAAAAAAGCCUCGUUGGAAUGCCACAUUAUUUCCACAUUAUGAUUGCUUUUGCGGGUCACUUUUUGUUGGAGGUUACAAAGAACUACCACAGACAACUUUCCAUAUCACCUACUCAGGACUUUGAAUUGAUUCGCAAAGUACUAGGAUUGUUCCAGAAUACGCCCAGUGUACAGCAACAUCCCAUAUGUCGAAUGACUCCUGGUCUUACGCGGAAGCUGCAUGAAUGUGUUGCUUCGUUACAGAGGAACGGAGAAGAAAUAUUUCCUGCUCUUGCAUUGUCGACUGAUACGAUGGGGUACCAACAGAGUCUUGGCAGCCAGGUACAUUCAGCUCCAGGUUCAUUUCCGUUUUCUGGAGAAUCCCUCGUAACCCCUGUAGAGGACUUUUUGUUGGCAGACUUUGGAGAAUUCACGUUCCCGGGGAUGAUGUCCCAUGAGAUAUAA